AUGACCCAUGGUUAUGAAACAGUAUUAUUGAGCAAGAGAUUUCAAAACACUUUCCUUCCACCCUCUCCUUCUGAUUUCCUGUGGAAAAUGCAUGAGCUCUUCUUUGUCCUGGUGACAUGCACAGUAGGUGCCUCUGCUUUCAGACUCCAGCAAGUCAAAAACACAGAAAACUGCCCAGAUCACACAGUGUUUUUCAAACACUACUAUGAACUGCAUGGAGAACCUGUGGUUCUGAAAUGCCCUUCCCCCAGAUACAAACAUUUGGAUUUGUCUGCCUUGGCCCCUAAUAUCACAUGGUAUAAAAAUGGUUCAAACACCAUGAUAUCAGGAAGAGAUGAAGAUUCAAGAAUCCGGGCGAAAGGAAAUGCUCUCUGGUUUUUACCAGUGAUGCUAGAAGACUCAGGAGUAUAUAUCUGCACAAAAAGGAACUCCUCCUACUGCGCUGAGGUCUCCAUCCACCUCACAGUUGUGGAGAAAACAGCUGCUCGGGAGAUUGCCUAUCCCCAGAUCCUCUUCACUUUCACCUCUGGAAAGAUUGUUUGUCCUGACCUGUGGGAUUUUACACCAAACAGGACAAGCCUGGAGCUCAAGUGGUACAAGGAUACUCUGCCUUUGGAAGAUGACAAUGAAAGAUUCAUCAUUCUGAAAGAUUCAGCAUCUCUGAUCAUGACAUCUGUGCUACCAACAGACGCAGGGUAUUACACCUGCAAGAUGUCAUUUCCAUUUGAAGGUGUGGCAUAUGAAAUCACCCGGACAAUUCAACUGGAGACUGUUGAACAAGAGAAGAGAAUUACCCCGAUAAUUGUGUAUCCAGCCCAAAAGACAACAUCAGCUGCUCUUGGCUCCAAGAUGACUCUCCCAUGCAAAGUGUUUGUUGGGCUGAGCAGCCAUUUCCAAACUGAUGUAGAAUGGCUGGCAAAUGACACCAGUGUUGACGUGGUUUAUAAACAAAGCAGAGUUACAGAGGGGGAACGACAAGAAAUUGUAGAAAAUGGGGAAAACUUCAUUGAAGUACCACUGAUUUUUGAUUCUGUUGAAGAAGUGGACUUUUAUACAGACUUUACCUGUCUGGCCGAGAACAGAUAUGGAUACCAAGUACUGCCAACAAGGGUCAAGCAGGAAGCUGUUGGUCUGUCUUGGUACAUUGUGGUGAUACCUGUUGCACUGGCCUGUGCGAUCGUGGGAGGAAUAUACAUGCACAAGUGCUGGAAAUGGAGAGCUGAUAAAGGAUAUACAAUACCAAAGGUUUAAAAUCCACUUGGUUCUCCAACUGCCAAAAGAACAAAAAAUCACCCUGGCUGUCUUUCACAUCAGACACAGACAGCAUUUCAGUCCCCAUAUACUGAAUUCCCAACAGACUGAUAAUAACAGCUCAUUCCCACUUUUCCCAGUCUUCUAUGAUCUGAUGAAGUUAAGAAUAUAAGUUUGCAUUUUUAUGCUGCUUAGAUGCAGGAAAUCUGGUUCUAUUAUUUUGCACCAAGGGUGCAAUCUGUAGAAUUUUGGAACACAAAAUCGUGGUCUGGAUAUGGGAAGGGCAGGGAAAGG
Molecule: messenger RNA, 1545 nt
Organism: Ficedula albicollis (Collared flycatcher)
Lineage: Eukaryota; Metazoa; Chordata; Aves; Passeriformes; Muscicapidae
Product: interleukin-1 receptor type 2
Molecular function (GO): interleukin-1 binding; interleukin-1, type II, blocking receptor activity
Source: RefSeq, a predicted model, not a curated record